GGAGACGAAUCUCAAUCACGAGAAGAAACCAGCCUCGAAGAAGAAUAAAGAGGAUGAGAAAGAAGCAAAGUGCCAACGUGACGCGCAGAAAGCUGGGGUAAAGUGCGAUGAGAAUGAGCAAUACGAGAAUGAGCAAUACGAGAAUGAUCUCCGUGAAUUCGGUAAGAAGUUUGCUAAUCGAGCUCGACGAGAACGGAGAGAGAAUCUCGAUGCGGAGCGCGAGAGUGUCGAAGCUCUCGAGAAGGAGCUCCGAGAGCGUCAAGAACCUCAGACUGGAACAAAGAGGAAGGCAGACGAUAUGGAUGAACCCGAGCCCGAGUCCUCGGCCCAGUCCCCCAAUUCUGAUACUGUGAGCAACAAGCGUGUCCGUUUCACCCGCCCGGAGGUCACAGGGGUCAGCCAGCCACCAUCGACUGCCGAGACGCUGCCUCAUCAACCAUCGCCAGAACACUUGCGACGAGUGAAGGCCGCGAAGCACGUUCUGAGGGUCCGAGACGAUCACUACGCCGUCUUAGGCUUUCAUUACACCCCAAUGCUAACCGUUGCACAACUCAACAGCGCCAAGCGACAUACACUGCUCCAAACCCAUCCCGACAAACUGCCUGCAUCGCAGACGGCUCUAGCCAAAGAAGCCACCCAAAUAGUUAACGCGGCCUUCGAGCUUCUCAGCAACCCCCAGAAGAAGUCCAAGUACGACCGCGAGCGUAGACAAUUUUCCGCACAGCGCGCAAACUCAUUUCCAACUAGCUCUUCUUCUGACUCGGCGAGACCGCAACCAACGCCAACUCCGACAAUGCCAUCUCGGACUACCCCACAGGAACCCUACUGGAGCCCUCCAAAGCCUUAUAAUUUUGGUGGCUUCGGCGGCUAUAACAGCUAUGGUGCCGGCCCAUCCUAUACAUGUCCGAGUCCAGCCACCAACUGGGCUUUUCCUGGUCCCGCUAGGGUUCCACAUCCUUCUGGCGGAUGGGCGGACUCUGGGAUGCACGGUGGGUUUGGGAGCGCUCAUUCUCAGGGGGGAUUCAUGAAUUCUCACUCUCAUGUCGGAGAGCCGAACUCUCGGCGGCCCGUUUGUGUCAAUACCAGAUUCUAUGGCAGACCUCACUUCCUUGAUGAAUUAUCGUGAUGGCUAAAAUUGGGAGGACUCUUUGGAAACUGCUGUAUAUAUAUAUAUGUAGACGGCAAUGAAAAAAUUAGAAAC
Mytilinidion resinicola is the source of this 1201-nucleotide messenger RNA. RefSeq lists its product as uncharacterized. The record is from RefSeq and is a predicted model, not a curated record. The coding region runs from base 299 to 1126 and encodes 275 amino acids. NCBI's taxonomy places the organism in Eukaryota, Fungi, Ascomycota, Dothideomycetes, Mytilinidiales, Mytilinidiaceae. The transcript has a single exon.